This is a messenger RNA of Diospyros lotus (date-plum), 3344 nucleotides long. RefSeq lists its product as uncharacterized. The record is from RefSeq and is a predicted model, not a curated record. Gene Ontology annotation, biological process: glucosylceramide catabolic process; carbohydrate metabolic process. NCBI's taxonomy places the organism in Eukaryota, Viridiplantae, Streptophyta, Magnoliopsida, Ericales, Ebenaceae. The transcript is spliced from 20 exons. Gene Ontology annotation, molecular function: glucosylceramidase activity; beta-glucosidase activity. The coding region runs from base 286 to 3132 and encodes 948 amino acids. Gene Ontology annotation, cellular component: membrane.
ACGGCCUCUGGCUGCGAGUCUGCGACCCCAUGGCCGUAAACGUGGAUUGCGUCCGAUUCCCAUCUCCAUUGGCCUGCUACAGGUCAAUCACACCAACUUCAACUUGGAAUUCCAAGUUGAAACUUGAGCGAUUCAACAAAGUAUCGUCCUCAUCCGCUUGUACAUCAUCGUCAAACGAUCUACCAACCCAACUCAAUCAUCAUUCUUCAUCUCCAUCUCCAUCUCCAUCUCCAUCUCUUUCCGGGUGAAAAUCUUCCUGUUCCCGUCUGCUACCGUUCAGGGAGGAUGUCUGGAAACGAUCUCGAAGAAAGGAAAAUGCAGCCUUCAUCUAAUUCUUCUGCACCCAAGGUUGACCCUGGAAAACCUGCCCCACUGACUUUCCAACAGAAAUUGAAUUAUGAUGAUACUGUUCCUCCAGAGUUCGCCUUAACUUUGCGAGAAAAGAUGCAUAUGGCUUUAUUCAUUUUAAGGCUUAAGCAGCAUCUGAAAGAAGAAACUGCUAAAGGAAGGGUUCCUUUAGCUGAUCUUUUCACCAGGCAGGUCACAGUACAUCAUGGUAUUCCUCUAGGUGGUAUUGGUUCAGGAAGCAUUGGAAGAAGUAUCAAAGGCGAGUUCCAACGCUAUCAGCUUUUCCCUGCAAAAUGUGAAGAUGGCGCUGUUCUAACAAACCAAUUCUCAGUUUUUGUUUCACGCCCAAAUGGAGUCAAAUAUUCUACUGUACUGUGCCCUGAGAGGUCAGAAGUGUCCAAAAAAGGUACAGGUUCAGGCAUUGAAUCAUGGGACUGGAACCUUGAUGGAGAGAGAUGCACAUAUCAUGCUCUGUAUCCAAGAGCAUGGACUGUGUAUGAUGGUCAACCUGAUCCAGAACUCAGUAUCACUUGUCGUCAGAUUUCACCAUUCAUUCCCCACAAUUAUAAGGAGAGCAGCUUCCCUGUGGCAGUAUUUUCAUUCACGCUUUCAAAUUCAGGAAAAUCUGCUGCUGAUGUCACCUUGCUUUUCACAUGGGCUAAUUCAGUAGGCGGGGACUCAGAAUUUUCUGGUCAUCACUUCAAUUCAAAGAUUAUGAUGAAAGAUGGCAUACAUGGAGUACUUCUGCAUCACAGAACUGCAAAUGGACACCCUCCAGUCACUUUUGCAAUUGCUGCUGAAGAGACACCUGAAGUUCAUGUCUCAACAUGUCCUUGCUUCUCAAUAUCUGGAGAUUCCCAGGAAAUUACAGCAAAAGACAUAUGGAAUGAGAUAAAGGAGCAUGGGUCAUUUGACCACCUCAAGUGCAGUCAAGAUUCCAAGCCUUCAGAACCAGGGUCAUCUAUUGGAGCUGCCAUAGCAGCCUCUCUGACUGUUCCUCCUGGUACAGCCCGUACUGCCACAUUCUCACUAGCGUGGGCCUGCCCUGAAGUAAGGUUUCCUAGUGGAAAGGCUUAUCAUAGGCGGUACACAAAAUUUUAUGGCACUCAUGGGGAGGCAGCAGCAAGCAUUGCACAUGAUGCUAUCCUUGAGCAUGCCCAUUGGGAGUCUCAGAUUGAAUCUUGGCAGAAGCCAACUAUGGAGGAUAAAAGGCUUCCUGAAUGGUACCCCAUGGUCCUUUUCAAUGAGCUCUAUUACCUUAAUGCAGGGGGGACAAUCUGGACAGAUGGAUUGCCUCCAAUGCAAAGCCUUGCAACCAUUGGCGAGAGGAAAUUUACCCUUGAUAACUCCAGACUCAUGUUUGACAAAACAAUUAAGAUUCCCCACCAAAAUGACACUGCUGUUGAAAUUCUAGGGAGGAUGUCAUCCACACUUGAACGGGUACAUGGUCCAAUAGCAUCAAACUCUGCUUCUGGGACCAGUUUGCUUCAAAAUGGAGGAGAGAACAUUGGUCAGUUCCUUCAUCUGGAAGGGACUGAAUAUCAUAUGUGGAACACUUAUGAUGUCCAUUUUUAUUCAUCUUUUGCUCUCCUAAUGCUAUUCCCAAAACUUGAAUUAAGCAUCCAAAGAGAUUUUGCAAUGGCAGUACUAAUGCAUGAUCCAACUAAAAUGAAAAUUAUGAGCAAUGGAAAGUGGGUGCCACGUAAGGUUCUUGGUGCUGUUCCCCAUGAUAUUGGUCUGAAUGAUCCAUGGAUUGAAGUAAACGCAUACAACUUUUUCGAUACGGACAGAUGGAAGGAUUUGAAUUCAAAAUUUGUUCUUCAAGUUUAUAGAGAUGUGGUUGCUACUGGUGAUAAAAGUUUUGCACAAGCUGUUUGGCCCUCUGUGUUUAUUGCAAUGGCUUAUUUGGAUCAGUUUGACAAUGACGGUGAUGGGAUGAUUGAGAAUGGAGGAUUUCCUGAUCAGACAUAUGAUGCAUGGACUGUUAGUGGUGUGAGUGCAUAUUGUGGUGGCCUCUGGGUUGCAGCUCUCCAAGCUGCUUCAGCCAUGGCACGUGAAGUUGGUGAUAUUGCUUCUGCUGAUUACUUCUGGGCUAGGUUUCAGAAAGCAAAGGUUGUAUACAGUGAAUUAUGGAACGGUUCCUACUUUAAUUAUGACAAUGGCAGCAGUCAUUCAAGUCAAUCCAUUCAGGCUGAUCAAUUGGCUGGAAAUUGGUAUGCAAGAGCCAGUGGUCUUCUACCAAUUGCGGAUGAAGAUAAAGUAAGGAGUGCACUUGAGAAAGUUUACAAGUUUAACGUGUUAAAGGUAAAGGGAGGGACAUGCGGGGCAGUCAAUGGAAUGCUACCGGAUGGAAGAGUUGAUAUGUCUGCUUUGCAGUCAAAAGAGAUUUGGGCGGGGGUUACGUAUUCGGUUGCCGCUUCUAUGAUUCAGGAGGAGAUGAUGGAAAUGGCUUUCCAGACUGCGUCUGGAGUCUACGAAGUGGCAUGGUCCCCGAAGGGUCUUGGAUUUUCUUUUCAAACCCCGGAAGGCUGGACCCCGGAUUGCCAGUACAGAUCGCCGACUUACAUGCGCCCGAUGGCUAUCUGGGCGAUGCAGUGGGCUCUUACAAAGCCAAAGCUCUUCAGUCAGGAGACCGAAGUUGAAGUGGGCAAUGGCCCAAUUCAAGAUGUGCAGCAUGCAGGGUUUGCUAAAGUUGCGCAGCUUCUCAAGUUGCCAGAACAGGACGAUUCUAAAAGCUUUGCACAGUUAGUGCUUGAUUACAUUUAUAAGAUAUUGCCUGUUUGACACGGGAUAAUUGUUUACAACUCCCUGCUGUUGUAAAGCCUGUAAUGCAAACUUGAGGAUAGUUAAAAAAUUCAUGAUUCCCUUUGCUGGAGAUGUGGCAAUCUUGAACUUGCAUGUUAGAAGCAAUAAUUAAGACGGACGGAAGCAAGUGAUGCUUAGCCAGAGAAACAGAAAAAGAACAAGGAAGCAAAUGAUGAUGUGACUUGGAGUAA